AUGUUGAAGAUCUGGUCUAUGAAGCAGCAGCAGGCGGCGUCUAAUGCCGAGGGCGGCCCGAAGAAGAAGAAGGUGACGGCUGCUCAGCUGCGCGCUCAGAAAGAUAUUACGGAGUUGGCGCUACCGUCGACGAUGAGGACGAACUUCCCGGACCCGGAGGAUAUAUUGAAUUUUACGUUGACUAUUGAGCCGGAUGAAGGAAUGUAUAAGGGCGGAUCGUUCAACUUUACGUUCGCGAUUAACCAAAACUUCCCGCAUGAGCCGCCGAAGGUUAAGUGCACACAAAAGAUCUACCACCCGAACAUCGACCUUGAGGGUAACGUUUGCCUGAACAUCUUGCGUGAGGACUGGAAGCCGGUCCUGAAUUUGAAUGCGGUGAUCGUGGGGUUGCAGUUCUUGUUCCUCGAGCCAAACCCGUCCGACCCGUUGAACAAGGAAGCCGCAGAGGAUCUCCGACUCACGAGAGAGAAUUUCAAGAGGAAUGUGAAGAGCUCCAUGCAGGGUGGGUAUAUCAAGAACGUCCAGUUCGAUAAGGUGUUGAAAUAA
Molecule: messenger RNA, 546 nt
Organism: Morchella importuna
Lineage: Eukaryota; Fungi; Ascomycota; Pezizomycetes; Pezizales; Morchellaceae
Exons: 5
Coding region: 1-546 (181 amino acids)
Source: RefSeq, a predicted model, not a curated record